UGGAGCUCAGUGGUUGCCGUGCAACAGGCCGGGGACACCUAAACACAACACAAAUCCUCUCUCCUCCAUGUAGGUACCUUAACUCAUUCUUCUCCCCCAAAAAAUACCACACCGCAACAACGGUCUACGUGGUAUAUACCCCCCACCGAUCACAUCGAGACCAGAUCACUACUAGACCUAUCCAAUCCAAUCAUCGAAUAGGCACGAUACAGAAAGGCCAUGGCAACCCGAACUCUCGAGGCUCGUCUCGAGCGUAUGUCUGUUAACGAUGAGAAUGAAUACCCAUCUCAGAAAUCAAAAGCAACAACCCAGCUCUCGCAGAGCGCAAGUCGGCCGAAUCUGUUCAAGGUCGCCUUGCAAACACAGAGCAGCAACACCGUCACCGCUGUCACUCUCCCGUCACAGGCUGCACAACGUAAGGGCGCUGCUUCUGCUACGGCUGCUGCCCAGCCGGGUUCUCCUGCCAGAAAACCCCUCCCAGGGGCCAGCUCGUCGUCGUCGUCGUCAUGGACGUCUGAGGAACAGACGCAGGCUGCCGUCGAGCAGUUCGUAUACCAGCCUAAGCAAUUCCACCUCGGCAUGUUCGAGAUUGGACGGCCGCUGGGCAAAGGAAAGUUUGGGAGAGUCUACCUAGCGCGGGAGCGGACGAGCGGAUUCAUCUGCGCACUCAAGGUGCUGCAUAAGAGCGAGCUGCAACAGGGGCGGGUCGAGAAGCAAGUGCGGCGCGAGAUCGAGAUCCAGAGCAACCUGCGGCACCCCAAUAUCCUGCAGCUAUUCGGACACUUCCACGACAGCAAGCGAGUCUUCUUAAUCCUCGAGUUCGCUUGCAAGGGCGAGCUAUACAAGCACUUGCGCAAGGAGAGCCGGUUCCCCGAGUGGAAGGCCUCGCAGUAUAUCGCGCAAAUGGCGAGCGCCCUGCGGUAUCUGCACCGUAAACACGUCAUCCACCGUGACAUUAAGCCCGAGAACAUACUCAUGGGCAUUCACGGCGAGCUCAAGAUCUCUGACUUCGGCUGGAGCGUCCACGCGCCCAACAGCCGCCGCCAGACCAUGUGCGGCACCCUCGACUACCUUCCGCCGGAGAUGUUGCGUUCUGGCGGUUCCGACAACUGGUACAAUGAGAAGGUCGACCUCUGGAGCCUCGGCGUCCUCGCGUACGAGUUCCUCGUCGGCGAGGCCCCCUUCGAGGACACGCCCGUCAUGACCCAGAGGCGGAUCACGAAGGCCGACAUGACCAUCCCCUCGUUCGUCAGCCCCGAGGCGCGGGACCUUAUCAAGAAGCUAUUGGUUCUCGAUCCCGAGAAGAGGAUCCCGCUGGAUCAGGUGCAGACGCACCCCUGGAUCAUCAAGCACUGUGUCAAGGGGGAGCGGGCGGCCAACCGCGAGAGAUCGCAUUGAUGAGCCGAUGAGGGAUGCUACCACUAAUCGGGAGACGCGAUACGAGGCCGGUGACGCGGCGCCGCAUAUUACACUUCAAAAUAACUUGCAUAGAGAGCGGCAGUGGGUGAAGGAGCGAGGAAGGGAGAGCAGGAGACAGAUCGGACAGACACAGAUGCGCAGACAGAGAAGGCAGGAGAGCAAGCGUACGGACUUUUGGCACAUCUGGUUUCGUAAGGGGGGGUUAUGCAUCAUCGGAGCAAAGGGGGUCGGGCUCUUUUUAUCGUUGCCGUUGCGUUUCUUGCCGUUUCUAGGUCCUAUGACAGCAGAAUAUAUGCAUUCACACAUGACCUUCUCGCCUCGCCU
Molecule: messenger RNA, 1743 nt
Organism: Durotheca rogersii
Lineage: Eukaryota; Fungi; Ascomycota; Sordariomycetes; Xylariales; Xylariaceae
Product: kinase-like protein
Exons: 3
Coding region: 220-1398 (392 amino acids)
Biological process (GO): protein phosphorylation; regulation of cytokinesis; mitotic spindle organization
Cellular component (GO): spindle pole centrosome; spindle microtubule; chromosome passenger complex
Molecular function (GO): ATP binding; protein kinase activity
Source: RefSeq, a predicted model, not a curated record